Molecule: messenger RNA, 1789 nt
Organism: Myripristis murdjan (pinecone soldierfish)
Lineage: Eukaryota; Metazoa; Chordata; Actinopteri; Holocentriformes; Holocentridae
Product: interferon regulatory factor 1-like
Exons: 10
Coding region: 131-1048 (305 amino acids)
Biological process (GO): regulation of transcription by RNA polymerase II; immune system process
Cellular component (GO): nucleus
Molecular function (GO): DNA-binding transcription factor activity, RNA polymerase II-specific; RNA polymerase II cis-regulatory region sequence-specific DNA binding
Source: RefSeq, a predicted model, not a curated record
GAACAUUUCUGAGGAGACAUUACCAAGGGGAAAGCUGCCUUUUGACUCCUGCACAAACUUACACCAAUCGGAAUAUCUUCAUUCCCUAUCUUUACCCAGCGGAGGAUCAGCUGAAGCUACAAUAGUAACCAUGCCGGUUGCAAGAAUGAGGAUGAGGCCAUGGCUGGAGAAGAUGAUUGACUCCAACGCCGUCUCCGGUCUGAUGUGGGUGGAUAAGACGAGGACAAUGUUCUCUAUUCCCUGGAAGCACGCUGCUCGUCAUGGCUGGGAGCUGGACAAGGACGCCUGUCUGUUCAAACUGUGGGCCAUCCACACAGGAAAGUACGUCGAGGGCCAAACUUCUGCAGACCCAAAGACGUGGAAAGCCAACUUCCGCUGUGCAAUGAACUCGCUGCCGGAUAUAGAGGAGGUGAAAGACAAGAGCAUCAACAAAGGCCAGCAGGCAAUGCGCGUCUACAGGAUGCUGCCUACCCCUGCCAAAUGCAAGCGGGCCAAAACAAAGGACACAAAGCACAGAAACAAGAGCCCACGUGUGAAGUCAGAGGACUACAGUGAAACACACUCCCCAAUGGACAACUGCUCACAGCUGGAUAACAACACACACUGCACACAGGAAAACACAGUUGACAGCACAGAGCAUCAAGAAGUUAUGAGUGUGGAUGACGUUCCUGAUUGGAGUUCGUCAGUCGAGAUCGGGCCAGACAGCACAAACGAGCUCUGCCGAAGAUUUGAAGUGUCACCUGAGCACAGCACUGAAUACAAGGACAGUGAGAGCGACCUUGACGAGGACAUUAUCAGGCUUUGCCAGCAAUUGGAGCAAGACACAAACUGGAUGCAAAAGAGUACAGACGGCAUGGCGUUCCUGCACAAUGAAGCAUACACAAGCUCUUACUCCAACUCCAGCCCAGGGAGCCAAUGGAGUGAAACUUCCUCAGAUGACGUAGAUGAUAUGCCAGAGUACACAAUUCUGGGAGAGUUUCCCAUCACAGGGGAGUUUCUGCCGAGCUACCGCAGCUUUUUUGAAGGGCUGCCCAUCCCUUACCUCUGAGACUGCACUUACUUUGUACAUAGACUCUAUAAGGACCUCAAAACUUUUUCUGCCCAAUGUCUUUUCAACUUCUGAGGCUGCUGCUUAACUGCUCUGCAUCACACUGAUCCGUUUUCCUGCAAGACCUUCAUGUCGGUCUCUGUACCUCAAGUUAGCACGUCAUCACCUGCUCCCGUUCCUGAUGUCAAAGUGGAUUGGUAUCAGUUUGGACUCACUUACCUCACCUCCAUCUGCCUCUCUUGUGACCCUGUGAAGCAAAAUUAAGAAGAAUAUUGCUGUACUGACAUUGCAUCUCUGUUUCCAUUGGGUUUACGCAAGUUCAAGCGUUUCUGCAGUUUUUUAGAUAUAAUUGCAACAAUCUCUGUUUUUUUAGCUAUUUGUGGCAUAGUCAUGUUCAUUUGUACAGUGAGUUGCGACAUCCUUACAGGCCUACCCAUACAGUUAAUUUAUCCUAUUCUACUAUGACAUUUAGUGCCAGUUGUUCCUAUAUACAUUGCAAAUAGACCUACAAUCAGCACUCUCCAACUCAGCAUCUACCAGUCAGAUAUUGUAUAGUGUCAGUUAGUUAUGUGAUUCAAAAAGCAUUUUUCCGUUACCUGUACAUCUCAGUUUUGACAUUGCUGAAUUGAUACAUUGCAGCAAAUGCUAACUUUUUCAUUUCUGGUGUAAGCUCCUCCUCAUGAUUUUGAUGAGAUGUUUUGUGUCAGGUUUGUAUAAAAAGCUCUUAUGUACAUAAUAGGU